ACCUCUCCUAAAUAUAUAUGUACUCCUACAUGGCCAUCUUUAUUCAAAUAUCCAACAAAUAUCCAACAAUCUAGCUAUUCUACAGAGCAGCUGUGUCAUCAUUAGUGGAAGAAGAUAAGAUAAAUAUAUGUCGCUCUUUCCGCGCAUGCUGGGACUGUGGCCGUGGGACUCCGCCCGCGGCUUUCCCUACGAGAACGUCGCAUCCGACGACCUGGCGGACGCCCCGCUCGACUGGAAGGAGACGCCGGACGCGCACGUGAUCAAGAUCGACCUCCCGGGGCUGAAGAAGGAGGACGUGAGGGUGGAGGCGGAGGACGGCGGGGUGCUCACCGUCAGCGGCGACCGCGGCGCCCGCGACGAGGCCGGCCGGGAGGGCGAGAAGUGGCACUGCGCCGAGCGGAGCGCGGGGAAGUUCGUGCGAAGGCUUCGGCUUCCGGAUAACGCGAAGGUCGACGAGGCGAAGGCCAAGAUGGAGGACGGAGUGCUGACGGUGACGGUGCCCAAAGAGAAGAAGGCCAAGAAGCUGGGCGUCAGGAGAGUUGAGAUUCUCGGCAGAGGAGACAAGAAGGGAGAAGAGAGCAAGAGCAAGGAAGGGGCGGUCUGUUGCAGGUUUUGGCCGUGACGUACGUGUAUAUAUUAGCUAGUGGCUUAAUUUAUAAGUGGUGCACUCUAAUUUAAUGUGGUGCGUGUGUCCAAUGAAUUAUGAAUUAUGAAUGUGUGUGCGAAAUUGUUUUGUAUUGUAGAAAUUUAGAGAUGCUGAUGAUGGUAAAUGUGUGAAAGUUAGCUUCUUUAAUAUUUUGUAUUGAUUGUAGAUGAGCAGUUUGAAUUUGUUGUACAGGGCUUGUACAACAGUUUCUUUGCUUUUACAUGAAGUUAGGUUAAUCUGGCUGGUAUUACAUAGCAA
Ananas comosus (pineapple) is the source of this 904-nucleotide messenger RNA. RefSeq names its product 18.1 kDa class I heat shock protein-like. The coding region runs from base 128 to 622 and encodes 164 amino acids. The record is from RefSeq and is a predicted model, not a curated record. NCBI's taxonomy places the organism in Eukaryota, Viridiplantae, Streptophyta, Magnoliopsida, Poales, Bromeliaceae. Gene Ontology annotation, biological process: response to heat; protein complex oligomerization; response to salt stress. The transcript has a single exon.